Eutrema salsugineum is the source of this 1008-nucleotide messenger RNA. RefSeq names its product CCR4-NOT transcription complex subunit 9. The record is from RefSeq and is a predicted model, not a curated record. Lineage: Eukaryota; Viridiplantae; Streptophyta; Magnoliopsida; Brassicales; Brassicaceae. Bases 1 to 954 code for a protein of 317 amino acids. The transcript is spliced from 9 exons. Gene Ontology annotation, cellular component: CCR4-NOT complex; CCR4-NOT core complex; P-body. Gene Ontology annotation, biological process: negative regulation of translation; mRNA catabolic process.
AUGGUGAAUCUACCAGAUUCUCUGUAUGAGGACUAUAGUAAAUACAAAUUGACAUGGCCCUCUGCUUCAACCUCUGCUCCGACCACUACAAACUACAGUACGAGGACUACCGUUGUGUCUCUGCCAAACAUACAGACGAUUCUCCAGUGGGUCAAUGAUCUUCACAGUGACAUCCUAAUCAUCUCUGAUCUUGCGCUGCAGAAUCUCUCCAUUCAUAGGAACAAUUUUGAGAUCUUGCCGCUCCUGUUAUGGAAUACUCCUUUUACAAUAGCCAAGAUGUUGCAGGAGGUCGUGAAAAUCUACCGACUUCCAAUUUUCUCUCAGCCGGGGAUGCCAAGUCGAGUGUACAACAUUUUGCUUUUGUUCCAGUGCAUAGCUCAUCACCCAGAGACAAGAGGGCAGUUCCUCAAGGCUGGUAUGCCACACUAUUUCUAUCCUUUGAUGGAAAUCAGUUACACCGAUAAGCCUCUCGAAUGCGUUAGGCUUGGUGCAUUGGGUGUCAUUGCUCAUAUGUUGAAGGCGCCUGGAAACGGAGCUGCUAUUCGUUUCCUUAUGGACACAGGUGCUAUACGUUAUUGCACUAAACCCGUCGAGAUCGGCUCUACAGAAUCCAAAACAAUUGCUGUCUUCAUUAUUAACAAGAUUAUGUCGACUGAUGAGGGGCUUCAGUACUGUUGCGUCUUGGCUGAUCGGUUUUUCGUCAUUGAUGGUCUCCUUAAGAAGCUGCUUGUUUAUCUUUCCUCCAUGGCCAAACCUUCUCCAAGCUUGUUCAAUCUUGUUGCUUCUUGCUACUUCAAGCUCUCUCAGAAAGCCAGGGCUCGUGAUGGCAUAAGGCGAUGCCUUCCUGUCAUGCUGAUAGACGGGACUUUCGCCAGUUUACUUUCUGAGGAUCCAGUCGCUGAUAACUAUCGGAAGCAGCUGAUUGAGAAUCUCAAAAACAAAGCAAUGAAGUAGCUCCAAACACAGUUUUUUAAAGGAAGAAUGAAAAACAGAACGAAACACAGCCAC